AUGUCAUCAACAGAACAGAAAGCCCAGGAACUUCCCCAAAAGGAAGAACAAGUUAUUAAAUCUCUUGAAGAAGAUGACGAAUUCGAAGAUUUCCCGGAUGACGAUUCGCAAUGGGCGACAGAUGCAAAGUUGAAAGAAGAAGCACUCUGGGAACAGGAUUGGGAUGAUGACGAUAACCAAGACCAGUUCUCACAAAAGUUGAGGGAGGAGUUGAUAAGAUCGCAAAAACCGUCCAAUUAG
Molecule: messenger RNA, 240 nt
Organism: Lodderomyces orthopsilosis Co 90-125
Lineage: Eukaryota; Fungi; Ascomycota; Pichiomycetes; Serinales; Debaryomycetaceae
Product: proteasome regulatory particle lid subunit
Exons: 1
Coding region: 1-240 (79 amino acids)
Biological process (GO): mRNA export from nucleus; double-strand break repair via homologous recombination; proteasome assembly
Cellular component (GO): proteasome regulatory particle, lid subcomplex; proteasome complex
Source: RefSeq, a predicted model, not a curated record